Patiria miniata (bat star) is the source of this 2289-nucleotide messenger RNA. Its product is annotated as cholesterol 24-hydroxylase-like. Gene Ontology annotation, biological process: cholesterol catabolic process. The record is from RefSeq and is a predicted model, not a curated record. The transcript is spliced from 13 exons. Gene Ontology annotation, molecular function: cholesterol 24-hydroxylase activity; iron ion binding; heme binding. The coding region runs from base 76 to 1608 and encodes 510 amino acids. NCBI's taxonomy places the organism in Eukaryota, Metazoa, Echinodermata, Asteroidea, Valvatida, Asterinidae.
CUUGGUUAUUAUUGUUUGGUCAGUGUAUUAUCGUAUUGUGCGCUACGUAAUUUCUGUACACAGCCAGACUCAAAGAUGGCGCUGUGCGAAACUCUGCCAACCUGUUUACUGAUGUACACCGCUGCAGUAAUUCUGCCCGUUGUGGUCUGUAUUUUCGGUGUAUGUGUUAUUUACCUGCACUACGUGCAUCUCAAGUACGCCCAUAUCCCAUCACCACCGAGGGAUGGGUUUUUUCUUGGACAUGCGACAACUUUUUACAGAAACAUGAAUAAGGGCACCCCAUUUGCGGAAGCCUUUCUAGACAUGUCAAUUGAGUGCGGCCCAGUUAUGGUUGCUUUUUUUUUGCACCUACCCAUUGUGCAAGUGAGCGAUACAGGAGCUGUCAAGGAGAUUUUGCUGAGCAGCGCCCAUUUCAAGCCCCGUUUUACAUACAGUGUUUUCAGCAAAGUCUUUGGAGCCCGCUUCCUGGGAUCGGGUCUCGUGUCCCAAUUGGAUUCAGCAAAGCAUGACAAAGUACGAGCCAUGCUCAACCCCGUGUUCACACGAAAGUAUUUAGCAACCUUUGCGGAGCAGUUCAAUGCAGGGGCAGAGACACUGAUUGAGAAACUAAGCCAGAAGGCUGAUGGGAAGACGGAGGUCGCCAUGUUGGAUGAGUUUAAUAGAACCACACUGGAUGUCAUUGCUAAGGUGGCGUUCGGAAUGGAACUGAAUUGCACGAUGGAUGAAAAUACCCCAUUCAACAAGGCCAUAACCUUGGCUCUUCAGGGAAUGAGUACCACUUUCCAAUCGACUCUAGCCACUUUCAGUCCUCUACCAUCUGCCCGCAAAUUUCGUCAGGACGUCCGAGACAGCAUCAAGUUACUUCGGGAGACUGGCCGUCAGUGCAUCGAGCAGAAACAGCGUGCCAUCGAGAGACACGAGGAGGUCCCUGACGAUAUCCUGACGCAGAUCAUAAAGCAAUCCAUGCAGCUUGAGGAGAAGGACCAGUUACAGAUGGAGGAAAUCAUUGAUGAAUUCGUAACACUUUUCUUUGCUGGCCAAGAGACAACGGCUAACCUUCUUAGCUUCUGCCUGGUUGAACUCGGGAAUCAUCCGGAAAUCAUGCACAGAUUACGGACUGAGAUCGAAGCUGUCAUGGGAGACAAAGACCGUCUUGAGAUGAGUGACGUUGGCAAACUAACCUACACGAUGCAGGUUUUAAAGGAGACCCUCAGGCUAUGGCCCCCAGUAACUGGAGCGAUACGGGAGCUAGGUCAUGACGUGACCGUCAGAGGCUACCAUUUACCAGCGGGAACCACUGUAUCUAUGAACACUUACUGCAUGGCGAGAAUGGAGGAAUUCUUCGAAAAUCCAAUGCAGUUUGAUCCUGAUCGCUUCAAGGCCAGCGACGACAAACCACUGUAUGCCUACUUUCCGUUCUCCAUGGGAUCUCGAAACUGCAUUGGUCAACAAUUUGCAAUGAUCGAGGCCCGUAUCCUUCUAGCGAGACUUCUGCACAGGUUCCACUUUGACCUGGUGCCUGGCCAGGGCUACGGCAUCAAGGACGAAGUCACGCUGAAGCCGUCGGGACGAUGUAGAAAUUACAUACGGCUGGUGGAAGAAUCUUAGUACUGGUGAAAGCGCCAUCAACCGUCAAGAAGAGCACAGGGGAAUAUAUUGCCCCUGUAAGUCACUCUAUUACACGUUCAUCUCUUGGUGGUUUUUUUUUGGGGGGGGGGGGGGGAAUGUUCUUUAAUACUGAGAUUGUCAUUUGUAGCACAUGUACUAAAUCACGAUGAUGAAAAAUACAUUUACACAGAAAAGGUUUAUGUUAGGGAAGUGCAAUAAAAAAAUUGAGAAGUUCAAGGAGUUUGUCACAUUUUGAGAUUUGGGCGAAGUUAUCAAGAGGCCUUGAAAUUUGAAUAGGUAUUGCCAUGGUUCUCUUUUUCACACAAAGCACAGCUUUGCUUUCAAUGGAAUUAAGAGCCUAAGGGCGAUUCCACGCAAAUGUGGACACGGUGAAAAGUAGAAAAGUUAUGACAUCACCAAAACUACACACGUACAAGCAAUACAACCUCAAAUGUUGCGUCAAAUUAAAGGUGACAGGCAAACCUUUCACUUGAGUGGUGAUCCGGUGCAGUGAGAUCGAAUAAUGGUUAAAUGUAAUUGUUGUUUAAAAAAAAAAUGGGGGUCCUGCCUAAUUUUUUUUUUGAAUAGUCAUUUUGACACCUCGUCAUUGCAAAAUGCAAGUGUUACCAGGGUUAGCGAUUUUCUUUUUACAAAAAUAUCCCCCACAAAUUGAUGUUUAAA